This is a messenger RNA of Synchiropus splendidus (mandarinfish), 482 nucleotides long. Its product is annotated as protein FAM107B-like. Gene Ontology annotation, cellular component: neuron projection; synapse; stress fiber. Lineage: Eukaryota; Metazoa; Chordata; Actinopteri; Syngnathiformes; Callionymidae. The transcript has 4 exons. The record is from RefSeq and is a predicted model, not a curated record. Gene Ontology annotation, biological process: regulation of actin cytoskeleton organization; actin filament polymerization; actin filament bundle assembly. Bases 1 to 453 code for a protein of 150 amino acids.
AUGGGAGCCUCGUACGGGAAGAAGGAGAGUGAAGGUGUUUCAAGAAAGACCUGUCCAGAGCCGGUUCCUGACCCUUGCCCAGUCCACCAGGAGGCUGCUGAAGACCUCAUCAAACCCAGAAGACUCCAAAAUCCGAUCAAGAACUCCAGAACCCACCAGCAAGUCCACCGAGAGCUCAUAUGGACUCGCCAACGAGGGGAUAAACCAGAGCUCCAAAAAGUUCUAGAAUCCAGAAGAAGAGACCAGAUGAUCCGUCAAAGAAAACAAGAAGAGGAAGCGCAAAGAAAAAUUACUCCCCUCGAGACACAGCUGAAGAAGAGAAGGCAGAGACUGGAGGAGCUACAAUCACAGGAAGGGAAGCUUCAGCAGGAGGCGCUAACAGCUCCAGAGUUUCUGAAGGUCAGAGAAAACCUGCGACGGAUACCUGUGCACAGGAAGGACGUUGAUUCCUAAAGAAGGGUUUGAAUGACUCAACUAAACUC